Messenger RNA from Theobroma umbraticum, 1330 nucleotides. Its product is annotated as transcription factor MYB41-like. Lineage: Eukaryota; Viridiplantae; Streptophyta; Magnoliopsida; Malvales; Malvaceae. The record is from RefSeq and is a predicted model, not a curated record.
CCUUCCAAACGUUUGCUUCCAAACUUGAAUCGGCUUCUUCUUUAUAUUCUUUGGGUUUGUAGUAAGGGUCUCUUAUCUUUGGCAAUGGGGAAACCUCCAUGUUGUGACAAAAAUGGAUUGAAAAAGGGUCCAUGGACUGCCGAGGAAGAUCAAAAAUUGAUCGAUUAUAUUCAAAAACAUGGGCAUGGGAGAUGGCGUACCCUUCCCAAGAAUGCAGGGCUAAAGAGGUGUGGGAAGAGUUGCAGGCUCCGAUGGACGAAUUACUUGAGGCCUGAUAUCAAGAGAGGGAAGUUCUCAAUUGAAGAAGAGGAAACUAUAAUACAAUUACAUAGUGUUUUAGGGAACAAGUGGUCUGCUAUUGCUGCUCGAUUGCCUGGGAGGACUGAUAAUGAGAUCAAAAACUAUUGGAACACCCACAUCAAGAAGAAGCUAUUGAGAAUGGGGAUUGAUCCUGUCACUCAUAGUCCCCGUCUGGAUCUUCUUGAACUCUCCUCACUUCUCAGCUCAUCUCUCUACAAUUCUUCUCAGCUUAAUCCAGCAGGUUUGCUUGGGUUUGGAUCGAUGUUCAAUCCGAGCUUCCUCAACUUUGCCACAGCUCUACUGUCAUCCCAAAACAAGACCCUGGAAAUCAGUCCUGAAAAUAUUGAACAAAACCAGACAGGGAAUUUCCAAUGUCAGAACCAAUAUGAAACCUACCAGGCAAACCAGGUUCAGAAUCCUAUUCAAGGUUACACAACAUCACAAGCCAAUUUGAACCAUUUGUCCACAAACCCCAACAACAAUCUAAGCUGCCAAAUGUCUCUACCAAAUCUGUGGCAAGAAUAUGAUAGAGAGAAUAUUAGUAUUAGCACACCAAAGGGUUUCUUCCCCGUGCAAAACUAUGGCUACCAUGAUUCUAUCAAUCAAUCCAUCAUCAACUCUUUAGCAGAAAACCAGGCAUGUUUUUCUGAUCAGAACAAUAUCCCAAAUUUGAGCCCUUUCGGAUCACUCUUGUCCACACCUUCUUCCAACUCAACUCCCUUGAAUUCAUCAUCCACGACAUACGUCAACAACAAUGGUAGCAGUACCGAAGAUAUUGAAAGAGACAGUUACUGCAGCAACAUGUUGAUGUUUGAUGUCCCUAAUGCAUUAAAUGUCAAUGGAUGUGUGUAAUAUUGAAACAAUUUGCUGUCAAAAAACCCAAAGUUAGAUUUAAAGUCUUUCUAAUUGUUCAGAUUUUGACUAGGGGAUUGCAUUUUGUACCAAUCUAUGUGAAUCUUUUAUAUAUUAUCUUUGUAGAAGAUUUUUCCUUUUCAUUGUUGUUGAAUAUAAUUAGCAUGCUUUUCUCUUU